UGCGCCGUCUAUGGUCGUUGCGUUCCCACCGCCUCACCGCGCGUAGCUAGCUUAUGGCCUUGGCAGCCACCAAAGCAGCGGCAAUGGCGGCGAUCCACCCGCAAUGCGGGGGCGCGACGAUCCCGCGCGCGCAGCGACGAGUGCGGUGCCGCGUGCGAUGCGCGGCGGGAGUCACGGCGGCGACUGUGGCCGCGGCGUGCGUGCCGGUGGAAGUGGCACGGCGUGGGCCGCGGAGGACGACCGUGGCAGGCAUGUGGAGGCAGGUGCAGGGGUGCGACGACUGGGAGGGGCUGCUGGAGCCGGCGGUGCACCCGGUGCUGAGGAGCGAGGUGGCGCGGUACGGUGAGCUGGUGGACGCUUGCUACAAGGCGUUCGACCUCGACACGGCGUCGCGGAGGUACCUCAACUGCAAGUACGGCCGGGAGCGGAUGCUGGAGGAGGUGGGCAUGGCCGACGCUGGGUACGAGGUCACGAGGUACAUCUACGCGGCGCCCGACGUCACCGUGCCGACCAUGGAGCCGUCCACCAGUGGGCGGGGCCGGUGGAUCGGUUACGUCGCCGUGUCCACUGACGAGAUGACCCGGCGGCUGGGCAGGCGCGACGUGCUCGUCUCGUUCCGCGGCACCGUGACGCCCGCCGAGUGGAUGGCCAACCUCAUGAGCUCGCUCGAGCCGGCGCGCCUCGACCCCUGCGACCCGCGCCCGGAUGUCAAGGUCGAGUCGGGCUUCCUCAGCCUCUACACCUCGGCCGACAAGACGUGCCGCUUCGGCGGCGCGGGGAGCUGCCGGGAGCAGCUCCUCCGUGAAGUGUCCCGCCUCAUCGACUCGUGCUCCAAGGACCACCCCGGCGAGGACGUCAGCGUCACCCUGGCCGGUCACAGCAUGGGGAGCGCACUGGCUCUGCUCUUCGCGUACGACCUCGCCGAGCUAGGCCUCAACCGCGGCGCCCCCGUGACCGUGUUCUCCUUCGGCGGGCCGAGGGUCGGGAACGCCGCAUUCAAGGCCCGGUGCGACGAGCUCGGCGUGAAGGCGCUGCGCGUGGCCAACGUCCACGACCCGAUCACCAAGCUCCCGGGCAUCUUCCUCAACGAGGCCACCACUGGGGUGCUCCGCCCGUGGCGCGCCUCAUGCUACACCCACGUCGGCGUGGAGCUCCCGCUCGACUUCAUCAAGGUCGGCGACCUGGCGAGCGUGCACGACCUCGGCACGUACGUCGGAUUGCUCAAGAACGGCAACAAGCCGGCACAGCCGUCCGCAACCCGACCAGGGCAGCGCCGUGACGGCGGCGUGCUGGCGAAGGUGAUGGAGUUCGUGGGACGGCAGCGCGCCGGGGCGGUGCCGUGGCAGGACGCGGCUCUGCAGAUGGGCGGCUUGGUGCAGACCCUGGGACUAAUCUGAUCGAAUCAACCGGCGGUCAGGAUUAACCGGCCACUAAUCCUCUUGGACAAAUUUUUUUUUUAGGGUACGAGGUCGUUUGUCUCAUUAAUUUCUUGUGUACAGAUCAGAUCGAUUAACCUAACUUGAUCACCAUGAUCAUAGA
Phragmites australis (common reed) is the source of this 1539-nucleotide messenger RNA. RefSeq names its product phospholipase A1 EG1, chloroplastic/mitochondrial-like. Gene Ontology annotation, cellular component: chloroplast. Gene Ontology annotation, molecular function: glycerophospholipid phospholipase A1 activity. Lineage: Eukaryota; Viridiplantae; Streptophyta; Magnoliopsida; Poales; Poaceae. The transcript has a single exon. The record is from RefSeq and is a predicted model, not a curated record. The coding region runs from base 54 to 1397 and encodes 447 amino acids. Gene Ontology annotation, biological process: lipid metabolic process.